Molecule: messenger RNA, 4184 nt
Organism: Athene cunicularia (burrowing owl)
Lineage: Eukaryota; Metazoa; Chordata; Aves; Strigiformes; Strigidae
Product: fatty acyl-CoA hydrolase precursor, medium chain-like
Exons: 13
Coding region: 2568-3953 (461 amino acids)
Source: RefSeq, a predicted model, not a curated record
AAAUGUAUGGAUUGAUAGUAAGAAAUACAUAAGAAGGUUACAGAAUGUGAUAGUGUAACUUCUGCAACUAGCAGUGUGGAACAAAAUGAGGGUUCUGCUAUUUGUACGUUUUGUAAAAUGUGUAUUUUUUAGCAUUUUGUGGGAAAGUAUUAUGUGCUUUCUAUUAAAUGUUGCUGGCAAAUGGUUGUGAGACACAUCAGCAGACUUAAACACACAGGUAAUAACCUUCCCCUGGUUUUACUCUCUUUGCCGAUACUUACCUUUCCAUAGUAACAUUUGAAAGAUUUUUCUAUAAACUUUUGUUUAGGGAAGAAAGUUUACUCUGCCACUUCUUCAGUCUGUAUAUGCCAAGCAGUGCAUUUUGAAAAGGAAGGGAAAGUGGCAUAGUUGUCUGCUUGACAGGCUAAACGGAAAUUUUUUUAACAGCUAUAAAAAAAAACCCCAUUGUAAAACAUGUAGUUUAUAAAUCAAAGCUUCAGAGGGAGAUCUUUAUCAAAGCACUUUAUUGACAUAAACACUUCAAUCUUAAGCAUGGCCAGAAGACUGAAAUAUUUUUUUUUAACAGUUCCCAGUGUGUGGUACACAAGAAAUAUUACCAUUAAAGUGUGAAGUUCUUCCAUUAAGAGUUUAGUUGCAUCUUUAGAUACAAAGCUGCUGAGCUGCUUCCCUGCCACUUGUGAAAUCAGGGGAUAAACAGCCUUCAGAAGUUUCAGCUUGUUGGUACUAGGCAGCAGUGGCAGUAUGGGAGCAGCUGGGAAGAGGGAGCAGGACUGUGUGGACAGGCCCAGGUAUGCGCGCUGCGCUGGAAGCCCAGAUGCACCGUGUCGGUCCGCAGGCUCAAACACACGGCAGGUUACUCCAGUGCACAACACGCCAGCUGCCCUAGGGAGCUCCCCGUGCAGUGUCUGCAGACUGAGAGUAGUGAAUGCCAUUCAGCCACCCCUGGAAGGCUCUGCCCGGAGCCUAGGAAUGUGAAACAGAUGUCUGCUUCUGGCAUUGUUCCUGGACUUGAAUGAGGCUGUUUGUAUUCAACACAGCUGCUCUAAACAGUCAUAGUUUCUGAUGGAAUGUGUCCUAUUAGAAAGCAUUCCAGAGGCUAAAUUUAGGGGUAGCUUUUUGGAAAAAUAAGUCUGAAAAGAAGUAUUUGUAACAAAUUAAUGUGUUCUUCUCCCACUUAAUCUCCAUAUAGCAGGAGCCCAGGUAAUGAUCAUUAAAACCAGGGAAUGGAAGACUUGCUAGAACUGAUGGUACAUUAUCAUUCAGCAAAUAUCCAAGCUAAGGGAGCCCUGUACAGGAGGAGCUGUGAUCUUCAGCAAAGUGGUUGUCCUUACUGUUGUUUCUAUCAUCUCAUAACAUCCACAUCACUUGAAGAAAUAUGCCAGAUAUAAUGUAAUAGAAUGCUCCAUCCUUAAACAUCAGAAGCCAGACCUUCCCUUUGAUAUCCCACAAUAGUCCCUUUACUGGAAAGUCAUCCCCCAACUACAAACAAUUUCUCUGAGAAGGUAGAUGGUGCAAAGUGGACUCGCAGGGUUACUGUGUACAGUGUGCUUCACAAGUCAGGUGCUAACAUCCCAAUAAAUUAUUUAACACUAUUAUUAUGUAGUGGUGAAAGCCCAGCGGAGAUACAACAAAGCAUAAAUUACUGAUCUGUUCUCUAUUUGGAGUGCAGGUUGAAGCAAUCUGUUGGCAGCUUAGUCAUCCUUCUGUUUUCCCCCUGGUACAUAUUUGCAUUCCUUUCUUCCCCAAAAUCUGUGAGGGCAAAACUUAUUUUCUAUUAAAAAACCCCAGAAGACAAAAUCAGUCAACCAAGCAUGUUGCCUUUGUGCUGCCUGCAUGCACUGCCAUGGCUGAAGUUUCAUUUGUGGUGUGGAUGUUGGAAAUGUCAGAACUAAUCAGUUCAGUGAUUCAGCAAGAGAAGCAGAGAUGAGAGAUACUGUUAACAGCUGGGUCAUUCUGCUCGCUUCCCGAUCCAACAUGAAUAUUGUCUUUAUUUACAGUUUCAUUCAUACAUCCAAACAAGCACUGAUCAUUCAAGGGAUGCUAAGCCAAAUAAGCAGCCUAAGGCUUUCUGCAGUUGGCUUUCCGCAGAAGCCCUCUGAAAUUGGGUGCCUCAUUUCUGAAAUGGGAAGGUUUGGAUUUGUUUCUGUCCUGUUUUGCUGUGUGACUUUCAAUGACUCCCUUUGCUCACCACUACCUUGGUUUCCUCAGCUGCUCAACACAGACUAGACUGGACUACUAGGCUGUGGUCUACAUAGUGUUCACAAGCUUCAACAUUUUUUAAAUAGCAUCUGAGACCCUCCAAGAGAAAAUACUACUGAAACAUAAGGCAUUACCAUCAAACGGGACAGAAUGGUGCUGAGCCAGAAGUGACUAUUACACUUGGACGGCUCAAAGGGAGACAAACAAAUGUGAAGGGGACAGACAGACUUGUAAAUGUCUUCCUUGGGAUUCCUUUUGCAAAAGCCCCUGUUGGAUCCUUGAGGUUUUCUCCACCUGAACCACCUGAACCCUGGAAUGAUCUGAGAGAUGCAACUUCUUACCCACCACUAUGUCCUCAAGAUCUGUCCAUGCUGAAAACAGCUGAAAAAAACUUUAAAGAAAAACACCUUCCAUUCAGAACUUCUGAGGACUGUUUGUAUCUAAAUGUUUACAGCCCUGCUGGUUCAAACAAGAAGGACAAGUUACCUGUAAUGGUGUGGAUCCAUGGAGGCAAUUUUAUAUUUGGUGGUGCUUCUAGGUACGAUGGUUCUGCACUAUCAGCUUACGAGAAUAUUGUGGUAGUAAUAAUUCAAUACAGACUUGGACUCCUUGGAUUCUUCAGUACUGGUGAUGAACAUGCUCGUGGAAACUGGGCAUUUUUGGAUCAAGUAGCAGCUCUUCGGUGGAUCCAAGAAAAUAUUGAACCCUUUGGUGGAGAUCCAGGAUCUGUCACGCUCUUUGGUGUAUCUGCAGGAUCUUGCUCUGUUUUUGCACAUGUUUUAUCUCCUUUGUCUAAGGGUCUCUUUCAUAAAGCAAUAUCAGAGAGUGGAAUUAUAAUCCCCCCUGAUAAAGAUUUACUUCGUUCAACAGAUCUUAAGAAAAUUGCAAGUGUAUUUAAGUGUGAGACGAGUAGUUCACUCCCCCUGAUAAACUGCUUAAGGAACCAGGAAGCAAAGGAUAUAGUCUUCAAUGGUGCGGAAAUGCCAUUUCUACCCUUAGUUUUGGAUGGAGUAUUUCUUCACAAGUCACCUGAAGAGAUACUGGCUGGAAAAGAAUUUAAUGCAGUCCCAUUUAUGAUAGGAGUCACCAACAAUGAAUUUGGCUGGAAUAUUAGAUCUACAUCAACAAUACCAGGGUUGAAGGAAAUAGGAGAUAAAAAAUCAAUCACUUCAACUUUAGAGUUUUUCCUGCCAAUGUUGUAUGUACCAUCAGAGUUCCUGCCUGUGAUAGUGGAUGAAUAUCUAGGAAACACAGAUGAUCCUGCUGAGCUACGGGACCGAUUUCUGGACUUGCUAGGGGAUGCACUAAUCGUUAUGCCAUCCAUUAAAGCACUGAAUUAUCACAGGGAGUCUGGAGCUCCUGCCUACUUCUUUGAGUAUCAGCAUCGGCCCACUUCAUACUGGGAUAGUAAACCAGAGUAUGUGAAAGCUGAUCAUGGAGAUGAAGUUGGCUUUGUCUUUGGAGGACCAUAUCUGGCUGGUGAUAUUCAGCUACGCAGUGAAGUUACAGACGAAGAAAAGAACCUUAGUAGAACCCUAAUGAAGUACUGGGCUAACUUUGCUCGAAAUGGAAAUCCUAAUGGAGAGGGUUUGGUUGAAUGGCCAUCUUACAACCUAAAUGAAGAAUACUUAGAGAUAAAUCUAAAACAAAAGAAAUCCAGAAAGUUGAAAGAAAGGAAGGUAGAAUUCUGGAGAAAGAUGUUUGAAAAGACAAAUAACAAAAGAAUGGAAAACAAGGUUAAUUCAGAGUUAUAAUGUACAGUAUGAACAUGCACAUAAUAUGUAAGCUAUUAGGAUAGUGAAAGAACCUACUUAAAGUAAUUUUGAGGAUAAAAUUAUGUUUCUGUUCUUUUCACCUUUUCUUCACAGUUGACAUAUUUACAAUUAUUCACUGUGAUAAUUCCAGUUGAUCUGUUUCCCCUCUGUGAUUCUUUACUUUUUCCUAUAUUCAUUUCUACAAUAGAAGCCUCAUUUAUUUAAUACAGG